AGAAAAAUCUGUCAUUUUCGGAAGGUUGUAUUGGAACGUUUUUUGUAUUGAUUUUGCAUUGAUUUUGAACGUGAGUGAAUGAGCCAUCGGACGAAUCAGAGUACUCGUCAUUGUCAUUGCUCAACUUCAUAAAGCAACUUAGCCUGCUGCAUGUUUGCCUCUGGAAGCUCCAGUCUUUGAAAACCCCAUUUCCCGAAGGAGUCAAAGGAGAUCAAUUCCGGGGCUUCGGGGCCCCGACGGGCCCGCCCCGCCGUCUGUACGUCCGCCCCUCAACAGAGCGGCGAGCGGGGCACAGACGGACUGCUUCGCGGGGCAACACGGGAGACGCGCGGUCACCCGCCCUUCCGGGGCCUCCGCGGCCGCCGUAGGCGGAGCCGGGAGUCGCGCGGUGGGAGCAGUUCCCGGAAGUAAGACUUAGGCCCUCCUGGUCCGGGGAGAACCAGGUCCUGAGUUGAGUCCCCAGGAGCAGGAGAACCCUGUGAAGGAGGAAGAAGUGACAGGAUCCGGUACCAGCAUUUCUGCUGAUACACGUGACGGAAGCCUGAGAUCGCUGAGCGGAGAGCUGAGCAGAUCCAGACCACGAAGAGCCCCCUUGCCAGCUGCUGAGAGGCAGGAGAGAUGAUCCAGGCCCAGGAAUCCCUGACAUUUGACGACGUGGCCGUGGACUUCAGCCAGGAGGAGUGGCAGCUCCUGGCCCCCGCUCAGAAGGACCUGUACCGGGACGUGAUGCUGGAGAACUACAGGAACCUGGUGUCAGUGGGUGAGGACGGCGCCCCUGUGUCGCCCAGAGGGUGCUUGCCCAUCGUGACCUCACCUCUCUCAGCUUCUGAACGUUCUGGCGGUCCACCGAAGAGCCCGAACGCCCUCCCCAGGCUGGAGCCGGGGGAACCGCCGAGGGCCGGGGAAGACGGGAUCCGAGGUGGGGCCCGUCCAGGUGGGUGAGGCGACCCGCACAGGGGGCAGGCUGCGGGCCCGCGUGCUCAUCGCCCGGCGAAGGGUCACGACCGUGUGGGGGUCUGAGGCUCCGGAGCACUGCCUGCUGCAGCUCUCUCCCACGGGAGAGCUCUUGUAGGAGUCGGAAGAAAAAUACGCCCCUUUCUCUCGUCUGCGGUUUGAUCUUCAUUUUACCUACGUCUAGAUCUGUGUUUGCAUAGUCGGCCUCUUCCAGGGUCUCGAGUCUCCCCUUCCUCUUCCUCCUCCGCCUCCCUCGCUGUGAAAUCCCACCGCCCACGGCCUCUCUCCGAAGAGGAGACCGAGUUCCUCGCUGUCGUCAGGCCGCUUCCUGCCCACUGGGAUGUGGAUUCCCUGGCCUGACAUCCGCCCCGUCCUGGAAGCUGGGCCCCCAAAGUGGACCGGUCUCCUCUGUGCCUUUCUCCCCGCUCUCAGGUUCCCCAAAGGUUCUCUUUUCCAUCUGUCAUGUGACCCAGCCCCUCAAAGCUUUCUCCAAAUAGGCUGAUCCAGUCCCCGGUGAGGACUCUCGAAUCGGCGUCUCAUGCGAUCCACAGGCGUUAGUUCUGUGUCGUUUACUCACCUCCCCGGUGUCUCUGAGUUUCCAGCGAUCGCAGGACCCAGAAUCACCUUCCCUCCAAGAACACCCGUGUGCGUUUGGGUCCCUUUUCUCCUGUGCGUCUCCGUCGUGGCCAUCCAGGCAGUACUUGAAAUCUUCGUUUUUGUCCCAUCAUAUUCUGAUGACAUUAAGUCCCAGUUAACCACAUUAUUUGUCAUAUGACGUAAAAUUCUCCUUUCAGUGAUAUCUGACACAUAGUUUAUCCUACUAACAGAAAUUUCCAUUUUUUUUCUAAACUCCCCAGUGUGUUCUGUGCAUAUGAUUGCUUCUUGAUUCAUUCCUUUAUAUUUUUUGAUAGCCUGGUAUCUGCUGGAGGGCAACCGAAAUGACAGCAUAUCAGUGGUCUCUCUAUCAAUGUCAACCAAGGGCUUUCAUUCUAAGAGGUGAUAUAAAAAUCAAAAUGAAAAAGAAAUAAUAUGUGGAGGGUAAAAAGUGCAGUGAUAAAAUGAAGUCAGCACAAUGACACAGUAAGUGCUGGGUGGUGACUCCUUUUUAGCAAUGGGAACACCUCUCUGAGGGGUAGACUGUAAGUUAGAUAUGCUUGGAGCCCUCUGUUUUGUCAUUGUUGCUCCCCCCAGUGCAGACCACCACCAUGAGUCCACCUGUGAGGGCUGGCUUUUUCCAAAACGUGACCUGAUUCUACCUGUCUCCAUGUCCAUUGCACCUUCCGACUAAUUUUUACAGCCUGUUUCCCUCGUCACUGUCUCUUCCCUUUAAGUGGUUUCCCCAGUCGGCAGUGCAUGAAGAGUAUGCUUGUGUAUCUCCAACAUGGCCCAUUCUAGAAACACAGUACUCAUCAGUAAGGAUUGGUGGCAUGAGUGAGUCUCCCUCUCUACUUUGGAUGAGGUCUCUCCCACCUGUGGCCCACUGCUCACAGUAAAUUGCUUGUAUUUGACAGUUGCUACUUGUUCUGUAAAGCCAGUAUUUAGAAAAUAGCCAAAUGUGUGUUUAUUCAUUGCUGUUUUUUGCACUGUAUAAGAAACAUUAUGUUUACAUUCGU
This is a messenger RNA of Manis javanica (Malayan pangolin), 2567 nucleotides long. RefSeq names its product zinc finger protein 649-like. Gene Ontology annotation, biological process: regulation of DNA-templated transcription. The record is from RefSeq and is a predicted model, not a curated record. NCBI's taxonomy places the organism in Eukaryota, Metazoa, Chordata, Mammalia, Pholidota, Manidae.